Molecule: messenger RNA, 5171 nt
Organism: Macrobrachium nipponense
Lineage: Eukaryota; Metazoa; Arthropoda; Malacostraca; Decapoda; Palaemonidae
Product: transient receptor potential channel pyrexia-like
Exons: 6
Coding region: 260-3121 (953 amino acids)
Biological process (GO): monoatomic ion transport; transmembrane transport
Cellular component (GO): membrane
Molecular function (GO): protein binding; monoatomic ion channel activity
Source: RefSeq, a predicted model, not a curated record
AGAGGGAAAGUCUGGAAUGUAGAGUCUGCAGAAGACGCGCGUCUUAUCAGCUGCGUUCGUACCUCAAGGAUGAACUCAGACUGUCUAGUGUUCUCGCGGUGAACGUACUAAUAUCGGCGCUGGUGGAAAAUCUCAUUUAACCAGCGAAAGUCAUCAUGAUUGUCACAUUUCUUCUUCGACAAAACUGAGAGCUUCGGUUGAGUGUUAAAUGGUUAUUUAGUGAAUCUAUUGGUGCGACGAGGAAAAGUGACGGUGGACAAUGAAGAAAAAAUCCUCAUACGCAUUGUGCAAAUUGCAAACUGCAGGUACAGAAUCCGCGCAGCUCCAAGGACGCAGGGAAAUGAGUGAUCAGCUGCACUACGAGAACGAGGGUUUUGCAGAGACGGAAGACGAUGUCUCUGCAGGGUCGACCGGAGGUCAAGUGGACGCCAGUGACCCGAUUCCUGUUCCUGGGCUGACCUCGCAGACAUCUAUGUCUCUUCUCUUCUCUCUUAGCGAUACGAGGACAAUGGAGGAGGGUAAGGUGCACUACGACAACGAUUCGUACGUCGAGAUAGAGGGAGAGACCGCAGUUCCACCUAGCGACGAGCCAAAAGAGGCAGGUGAUCGUCGUCAGGUGCCCGGUGACUGGGUCAGGCACGAAAGCGUUCCUCUUCUGUUUGCUGCAAUUCACGCUGGCAACAUCGAGGAAGUCGAGAGGAUUUUAGACGAAAACGGAGAUUCCAUCAGCCUAUCCUCCUAUGGCGGAUUAACUCCCUUGCAUGCAGCGUGCCACAUGCAGCAUUUAGAUGUACUGAGGCUGUUAAUGGCUCGAGGAGCGAAGGUACAUACUCACGACAGCCUGGGUAAUUUUGCGCUUCAUGUCGCUGUGAGAGAGAAAUGGUAUGAUGGCGUGAGAGAGCUCCUCCAGCACGGAGCCUCCCCUGACAAGCUGAAUCAACCUCCCAGUGGCGUCACUGGCGUUGUAAAGGAAAAUUCACUGCACGUUGCUGUUAGAAUGGGUGACAAAGUCUCUACUAACCUCAUGUUAAAGCAUCAGCCUGAUCUCAUUGUUAGAGAUGGCAACAACCAAACUGUUUUUCACUUGGCUGCUUCCAGAAGAGAUCUCUCUGUCCUGAGGGAGUUGUUAGCUGAUAGUAAUUUACCAAAAUAUAUGAAAUAUCUAGAAAAAUUCGAUGGUCAAGGUAUCUAUCACGCAGUCUUUGCAGGCGACAAUGGUUUACACAACGAGAGUGCUAUUCUACGAGUGAUUCAGUGCAUUUAUACCUUUCAUGAAAAUGUCAACCAGACUGAUGGAUCUGGAGAAACGCCACUGAUAACAGCUUGCCGCAGUGGCCUUUCCCACGUUGUCAAAUUCUUACUUGAUAACGGAGCUGACCCGGCUAAAGUUACUCAUGCGGGCGAGUCUGCGUUGCAUGCUGUAUGUAAAACAGGCUGUUCUACGACACUUCGUCAUUUGUUCAACACUGGUCGUGUUGGUCAUCUUAUCUCUUCGACAGACAACAUCGGCUGCCAUCCUUUCUACUAUGCAGUUGAAACACCUUCAGUUGAUUGCUGUAAAGUUCUCCUGGAACAUGGAGAGCGCUUGACAAAUGUAGAUAGAAAUGAUAUAUCCAAUAUGACACUUGUCAUCGACAAAUUGCCAAAUGCUAUGCAGCUCCUGAGAGACCUUUUUGAUGCGGGAAUUAAGCUGUCGAAGAAGCCUCAGCAUGACCCAGCCUUUAGCAUUACUUUUGACUAUUCAGUUCUCAUGUCACUAGAAAAAGAGAAGAUCCAAUGCUCCAUUGUUUCCGACUUGUCUGGUACAGCCGUGGAACCCCUCAUUAAGCACCCACUAAUUGAGAGUUUCUUGUACAUCAAAUGGUGCCGCAUAAGAAGAGUCUUUUAUACAAAUGUUAUUCAAUACUUCUUGUACCUUUUACUCCACACGUCAUUUGUUAUGAUGUCAUUUGGACCAAAACCAAGAGACUGGACGGAAUCCCCGAGCACUUUUCUGUUUUUUCAAAUUUCUCACUUGAUUUUACUACUUAUUAUAGCUGGACCUGGAAUUGUUGUGACUCUUGCUAACUAUAAGAAGUAUCUGACUCAGUGGGAAACCUAUACAAGACUUACAGCCUUGGUGAGCUCUGCAAUUGUUGUCUGUGUAGUUCGUACAAAAAACCAAGAUGACGUUACCAAUCCUCCAGUAACUGGAAAUGCUGAAUUAUCAUUUGAAAGAUUGGUUGCUAGUAUGUCAGUAGUUCUGGGAUGGGUGGAACUCAUGAUGUUGCUGGGACGUUUCCCAACAUUAGGCGCUUACAUUCUGAUGUUCACUAAAGUUGGAAAAUCAGUCUGCAAGUUCUUACUUGCCUUUCUGAGUCUCCUUCUUGGGUUCUCCCUUGGGUUCCAUAUCCUCUUUCAAAGGCUGCCCAUAUUUGCAGACUACAAUCGCAGCUUUGUGAAGACACUUAUGAUGAUGACAGGAGAGAUAGCUUACAGUGAGUUUAUCGACAAAGAGGGAACUCCAUUUAAUGCCUACUCUCUGCUUUUCCUGAGCAUUUUUCUCUUCAUGACAACUAUCAUCAUGUCGAACCUCCUCAUUGGUUUAGCUGUGAAUGACAUUCCGGACCUGAAGAGACAGGGAAAGAUAAAGAGGUUAGUGAAGCAAGCUUCCUACCUCAUGGCUUUUGAGAAGCUCCUUUCAUUCACCUACAGAAUCAAGUUCUUCCCAAGAAAAUUGCAAUCACUGUUGGCUUCUCGGCUAAGCAUUAAACCUGCCCUUAUUGUUCUGCCCAACAAAGAAUUUAAAAAGAACAAAUACAUGAGAACUAUUCCAGAUGAGAACAUCAGAGAAGCUAUAACUCUUGGUAGCUGCGAGAGUCCAGAGGACUUUCCAACUGAUGCAGACGAGGACAUAGGUGACCGUCUGAAGUUCUUCCAGAUAAGAUACUCUAGUGAUCGUAGGACUCAAAAGGUCAAUUUCAAAGAUAUUUCCGAAACAUGCAAUGAGAUCAAGAAACAGUUGGAGCAAGUGGAGAGGAAGACCAAUAACCAUCUGACACAAUUAGCGAUACAGCUUCAGCAACAGGUUCAGCAAAACCAGAACUUGUAUAACUAUCUAACACAGAAAGGGUUCAAAUAAGUUACUUCAAAACUACUUGGAAAGAUUUUGAGAUGGAGCUGCUAGCCCAAAACUCUUGCCUCCAUGAGUGAUCAGAGGUUUGCAUACAAGUAAAUCUGACACUCCUAGUCAGCCACUACCAAAUAGCAGUGUCAAGGAAAGAAGUCAGAUAAAAAGUAAAUUUUAUUCCAGUGUGCUACAGCUGCUGGCAAACCAGAUGCAUAGCUAUUCUUUCAGGCGGUUAAAAACAGCAUUAUAAAUUUCUUAUGUCAAUGGUAAUUUGGUAUGGAGGUGUAUGUUAUGAUAGUCAAACGCCAUCUAUUUGAAUGUUACAAAAAAAAGUAGGGGUUAAACUUUAUUCAAUUUUUCUGGCCUAUUUUAUCUGUCAAGGUACAGUUAGGCUACUGUACCAAUAUACCCAAGUAACAAUUAUAGAAUGUCACUGAUUGGUGAUUCUAAAUUGAACCAGGAGAUAGAAAUGGAGAAAAUUAUGGAGAAGGAGAUGAAUGGAGAUUCAUAAACUUGGUGAAUGCAACGUAUUACUGAAUGAAACUGAGGAAAAUGGAACUGUGUGAUUAGAUAGCUCGAGCUAGUGAAGCAGAGUAGGCUGUAGGUAAAACGAAGGGGAGGAGACAAAAAAAAAAAAAAUCGGGAACAAAGAAAGAAUUUAGAAAAAAAAGCAAAUGAAAUUGUGAAAUCAGAAAAGGCACAAGUGAUUUAAAGGGGGAAAGCCAAAAUAAUAAUAAGUAGAGCGAAGGCAGAAAUGAAAGAGGAUUUUUAAAGUACAAGUAAUAGUACUAGAGAAAACUAGAUAAAAUGCAUGCGAUAUUGCCUUCAUAGUAAUAGAAAGACAGAACCUGAAAACACUCCACAUUACAAACGUUCUGGUUACAUGCAUCUUGCAUGGCAUAGACAUUAUCGAGAGAUAGUUGAAUGUAUUUAAAAAAAACUAAAAACCCUUGAUUAUCUAAAGUGAGAAGGAAGAGCUGAUGUCAAAACAAAAAGACAAAGAGGAGGAACCAUAAAAAAAUUGAUUGAUGUGAUCCAAAUCCUUGGUAAAGAAUUAGGAGACGCGUCGAUUCAUAGCAUAUCUAAUAUUGUCAAGUGCCUAUAGUAUGGAUAAAAUGUAUUCGUGAUACAUCUCGGUGAAGAAAUAGAGAUCUAAUGAUAAGGCAACUACAAGGUAGUGGUGUUAACAUAUUUGUGAUAAUAGUAUGUUUUAGCCAACUGUUUUCCAAUGCAAGGGGUACGGUGUUUGCUUUACCUAAGUAGUUUGGCCCAAGUGGGAUUUCAGGAGAAUAAUAAACAAACGUUCAGUUAUAUCAAGAGAGUCCAGAGAGGGCAGAACGCAUGACAAAUGGAAAUAAAGCAGAGCUGAUGCCGUGCAACACAUUUGGAGGAAAUUACGUUAAAACAAAGGCAAUAACAACAAUGAAACUAGCUGCAAGUUAUAGACGUCUUGAGAAAAAGACUGGAAAGAGUCAGGAAAUAGAUGUGAGGGAGAGAGUAAUGGAGACUUAAGAGAUUAAAAAGGAGGCUUACCUUCAGAAGAGAGACGACUAUCGAUGUUUACAAUGAAAACAAUCUCCUUCAAAAAAAGUAAGAAGUGGUAUGGAAAAGUGGCGUGAUAAACUCACUUUGAUGUCUGAACCAUUUUAUAAAGGAGUGAAAAUAAUAUCAAAAAUAGCCUAGUAAGAACCGUAGAUUAGAAGCUGAGGACAAGUAGAAGUAGGAUGUGGAACGGGAUAUACAAUAACUAGGAUUUUUAAAGGAAGAUAAAAAGGUCUAGAACCUCUGGUGAUUACACAUUCGGCGAGCGUAAAGAUGACCGUGUUUAUUUGCAUAACUAAAAAAUGAUAUUGAAUAUGCGCGGCUACUUUCAUUACGGAUUACCUUUAAAUAAGUUUCUAUGUAUAUACAAUAAUUACAAAAUAGAGAAACUAUGUACAUGACAGUGAAUACGUGUGUCUACUUUAAUGACCAACUGCUUUGAAGAAACUUCUAUGUAAAUAAAAAGAUUAUUUUUUGAUAAAGAAACAGAAAGAGAGAGAGAGAGAGAAAAAAAAAGAAA